Mya arenaria is the source of this 8310-nucleotide messenger RNA. RefSeq lists its product as uncharacterized. Bases 172 to 2613 code for a protein of 813 amino acids. The record is from RefSeq and is a predicted model, not a curated record. Lineage: Eukaryota; Metazoa; Mollusca; Bivalvia; Myida; Myidae. The transcript is spliced from 2 exons. Gene Ontology annotation, molecular function: DNA binding; zinc ion binding.
GUUUUCACACCAAUCUGUAAACAAGCAUGGCGGCUAAGUUGUUAGAAUGAAUAAUAUUGACAAAUGUCGGCCUAAUUUACCACUUUCAUAUCGCAUUUUUAGCAAAGCAUCUGCCUGUAUGAUAAAUAAAAUACGUUCGAGUAUAUAAACCAAUGUAAAGGACAGGUGAGGAUGAGUGAAGGUGGGCUCCCACCUGGGAUGUCUUUCCCACAGAAGGUCCAUACAGAAGAUGAAGACUUUGUUAUUGAACUGGACGAGAGCCACAUGGGCGGUCCCCAUGAUGGUUUUGGGAUGGAUGACAGAUCACGUUGCAAGCGAAGAAAACGAUGUGGUCAGUGUGGUCCAUGUCAGGUUAAAGAAAAUUGUAUGAAGUGCCACUUCUGUAUCAGAAAAGAUGUUUUGAAGCAAACAUGUAUAUAUCGCAAGUGUGUGUACUUGCGGUCAAAACCAAAGCCUUACAGCCGCCCUCACCAGAGCCCACAAGGGCGGAGUGUCUCUCCACCAAGGGAUGUUGUCAACUCUUUGCAAGUAAAGUCUCCUUCAUCAGUACAUUCAGGUGUACCUUUCCCGGAGUCUGGAGUGCUUCUUCCUGAUGCAAGGCCUGAAGGACAUCCCUUCUUCCCAUCUCACCUACCUCAACAAAACCCUGCUGCGACUGGGCCUGCUGUUACACCAAACAAUGGCUAUCUGUCUCCCCUAAACCCUGUGAUGGAACGCACUCCCUCCCUACCGAAUGCUGCUGGCAAUAAUAAUAUGAAUAUGCAGAUGAACAUGAGCCCUCACCCUCAUGUUCAGAACAAUGCAACCUCACCACCAGUUCCGAAAUCAUCUGAUCACACUUCACCCAUCAUCCCUCAGCCUGUAAACAGUCCGAUGGCAGCUGUACCUGGCAUUCCAACAUCCAUAACAACAUGCAGCAAUAUGCCUCAUAUUCCAGCACCUAUGCCACAUGUAGGACCAACAAUUCCAUCAGUAAUGCCGCAGAUGAACAACGGCUCAAUAACUGGCAUGCCGCACCUGCCAGCUAUGGGGGGUGUUGCCUCAUUUGGAGAGAGAAGUAUGAACGAUUUUAGAACACCAGACCAGUUCACCAUUGGUCCUCAUCACCCACAUGCCCAUUUCCCACCCGUCCCCCCACACAUGACCCAUAGAGAACCUACUGGAAUAUUUGAACACUCAAGACUUUCUCAUAUGAACUUUAAUCAUCCUUCAAAUCCAAUGGAUUCGUUAGGAAGGGGACCAAAUGAUUCAUCAUGCAUGUAUCACCCAGGCUUACCAUACAGUAUGCCAGGACAUUUUCAACCAAGUGGACCAUCUUUUCUGACUGGUGCUGCUGAAAUGAACCCAUUUAGAUCAAACUUUUUAAACUCAUUUCCUCCAGGGUAUUCGUAUCCUCCGGACAGGUACAGGGAGGGGUUUGGACCUCUCCCUUUUUCUAGAUUAGGAAUGUCAACUUCAACAUCAUUCCCACAAUACCCUGGACAGACUGGAGGAUAUGGUGUGGGAAACUCUCUAUCUCAACAGUACUACAAUUCUCAGCACGGGUGUCCAAAAAACGGCUCGCGCCCUCCUGUUUCACCCAGCAUUGACGAUGUGAAGGUGAUUCAGGAAGGGUAUAACAAUAAUGAAAUUAGUCAAAAUAACUCUGUAUCAGAGAUGUGUAACCCAAAGUCUAGUGAUGAUGGCGCGAAAAAGAUAAGUGAUUCAGGGUGUAGGAAUGGUGAUGAAUUCAGCUUUCCUUCUCUUGGCUUCUGGAGAAAAGAUGGCAAGAUAAAAUCAGAAAAGCUGGAUACCUUUCCUUGCAGUGCAUUUUCACAGAGAAUGGAACCCAUGAGACCUUGGGAAGAACUAUAUUUACCCCAUGCUAUGAUGAGAAAUGACCUUGUGUCUCCACAGAGCUCAAGGUCAUUACACUUUGAUCCGCUUUUAUCACCUUGGUAUAGUCCAAGACGAGACGAUGUGCGUAGUCGUGCAAGUACAAGUACGUUGUCCUCAGACUUUGAAAGUGAAGUUAUUGGUAUUGACGACCAGCAGGUCAAUGCUUUAAUAAGAUCUGAUGGAUGCAACAGUAUCGAGAUUGAGCUUGAUAACAGGUCAGUUAGUUCCAGUGAUGCAUCUCCACGAAAACUGGCAUCAAGAAGUUCAACAGUGGGCGGGUUUACCUCACUGGAUAAAACCAGCUAUUUUCAGCCCAUUGCAAGGUCAGUAAGCAGUGACUGCAUGUCGGAAGAAGAAAGAGAAAAUUCAUUCAAAAAGGCUUUUAAUUUAUUCAAACCAGGGGACAGUUAUAAGUUACAAAACAAAAUAUUCAACCCAGCUUUCAAAAAUUUAUUCAAUUCAGACAUGAAUAAAGAUGAAAAUGUAGCAACAAAGCCAACUACUAGUAUUGUACAAACAAGGUCGUUUUUCAAAGACAGUGUGUGUAUACAGCAGGAUCUGGGGGAGGAGGGUACCUUGCAGCUGGAACUGCCUGGUAACAAGGUCUACAUAGAGAAUGUUGUCUUCUCCGAUGAACUGCUUAGCAACAGCAGCAAUGUGGAGGAACUGAAGAGCUUUAUCAAGGGAGGUCACUCUUACAUUGUGACUGACUCAAACCAAGCAGAAACGGCUUAAGGUGCUGGUCAGCCAUCAAAAACAUUGUAGUCAUUGAAGCAUAUCAGUUAGCCAGGUAUUCAUUUAAAAGUAUACUGUUUAUUCAUUUAACAUAUGAUGUGCAACAACAAUUUCAUUAACGAAAUCCUCAAAACAUCAUAAUUAUUCAAUCUAAAUUUCUAUUAAUAUUUUGAAAGGCAGCAUAUAGUUUUAUUUCUAUAUAAACAGUUGUAUGUAGGCAUUGUCAAAGUGCAAGACUGUUCACAUUGGUAUUAGUAAUACAUGAUUUGUUUCAUGAUUUUUUUUCCUCUUAAAUUUUGACCAGAAAACCAACCUUCAUACACAACAAGAAAAGUUCAGAUAUCAUUUUACACAAUAUGUUUUAUUAUAUUAUUGUUUUUAUUGCAGACCUUUUCUUCCAACCUAAGGAAGUUGUCAUUUUUUUAUUUUUUUUAUUACUCUUGUGUUAAUGAUUCAAUUUCUUAAUAACUAAUUAGCCAUAAUUCAGUAAAUGACAGUGUACUAUAAAUGAAAAAAAGUUUUAAUGAAAUUGUGCAAUACCACAUACUUUAAAGAUUUUAUUUUUGUCAGUGCAGCAUAUGGCAUUUUGAAGAAGACUUAUUUGUAAGUGUUUUAGCAGAUGUCUGUAUUUAAUAUAAUUCAAUUGAACAAUAAUGUUUUGAAUGUGAGUGGGUGAUGGUAAAUACUGUAAUUAAAUACAGUAAAUGAACAAUGCUUGAUGUUUAGUUAUGUUUCUGUUAUUGAAGUUUUAUUAUAUAUAGCGCUCUACUCUGCAUGUUCAUUGUAUAUAUACCCUUUUUGUUAAAAGAUGCAAUAUUAUUUCCUUCGGAUGUUACACAAAUUGUUAUAUUAAUGAUUGAAUCUGUUUGUUUUAACGAUAAUUUUCCGUUAAUGAAUUAAAUUUGUAAUAAUGAAAUUUACACUUGCACAUGCACUUUUUACCUAUAUAAUAACUAAUUGUUGUGAAUCUUGUUUUAUUUUUACAUGUUUUGUAGUAAUCUCUUAAAGGUAUUGUUUGAACUGUUAUAUAUGUAAAUAUUAUAUAAAAAUGUACUAUAAUUCAAAUUGCACAGUUUAAGAAAAGUUCUGACAGUAGCUUUGACUAAUUAUGCUUUGUACAGAGAUAAUUGCCAUUAAGAUGUAAAUUUAAUUGUUAAAUGAUGAUUACACAACUGAAGUCAUCUCAUAUAUGCCAUAAAUUAAAUACUUGAAAAGUCAAACAUUAAAGAAAAUAUUGCAACACGUUCAAUAACAAUAUCCCCCUAAGUGAGGCAAAAGGCCUUUCAUUUCUGGGCAAAAUCCCUUGGGAGACCUUAAGAAAUAUGGCAAGUAUCAGAUACUGCCCCUUUUUUUAGAUGCAAUUAAAAAAAAACUGGGAUAAUGUCAAAAUCGCCCGGGGUUGUCUCCAGAAAUAUUGAUUUUUCUCCUUUUUUUACAGGAAGUCUUUUUCUAUUUUAAAACAAAAGCAAAACUACAGCUAAAGCAAAAAUAUAAUAAAACUUGUGUUUUCUUUUGAGUUGUGAUACAAGUAUGUUAUAAUUAUCCUUUGAAAAAAAAAAAGUAAAGAUUCAGGACUGCAACACUUUCAGUAAUGGAAGUAUAUAUUUAUAAUGGUUGCUUUGAUAUUCAUCAAAAUGCCAUAACAUUAUAUACUAGCGGAAAAAAGAACCAGUGCAUGUAACGAACUAUGUCUAAAAUAAUGUCAAGUGGAUCAAUGAUUACAUGUUGUUUACCUCAUCUAUAUAUUUGAAACAUAAAUGGAACUGUGAUAAAGAGGAACACUUUCUCAACGCAUCUGACAGUGGUCAGAAUUAAGUUAUCUCAAACAUGUUAUUUCUUGGUUUAUUUAAGAACAUGACUACUGUUGCAUACACAGUCUCUUUAUUCCGCAAGUAUAAUUUGUAAAUCUUCGUCUUUGUAAAUUGUAAUUUUAGUGCAAACUCUGUACAUUAACUGAUGACAGUGUUACUGUUUCAAAUAUUUAUCACUAAUUCCAAACAAAAUGUUUCAGUAUGUUAUAUUUUUACUUAAUACGUGCAUUGAAUAUUGUGUGUUUUUAAUUUUUAGUGCUAUGAUGUCUAGUCAGCAAGUUCAUGUUGUAAGAAUGUGUUAAAUCUCUGUAAACAUUUAAAACACAAAUACCGGUAGUUAUGUACAGCCAAUUCAGGUCAUGUCUUUGGUAACAGUGGUUGAAAUUAGAACGAACUCCUACCCCGGGCCCUUAUUACAGGGCUUACUGGCACUGAUUAUGGAUCUGUCUGGCACUGCUGACAAACUAGCGUGGCACUCUCUCUUCUGGCAAAUGCCUUUGGUCUCAAUGGCGGAAAAAAAUCCCAAAGUUGAAAUAGUUUUUCAAUUCUUGAGAAAUCUAUUGAAACAUAAUUUUCAGAACUUUUCGCUUUAGCAUCCCACACUAGAGCAUGAUUAUCGAUUUUCAGUGAUAUGCAGUAAAUCACAGCCCAAAACCACUACAGGGCCUGGCUUGAUAUCUGGACACUCCCCACCACCCAUCUCGAAAAGUGUUGACAACUUUUAAAUUCACAUGGGGGACUCUGUUUGGCACUGCUAACCAAGCUACCUGGCACUGCGUAUGGGUCUCACCGUCUGUCUCGCACUGCUUAUACCUCUUUUGUGGCUACCCGGCACUAUUUAAGUGUCUGGCAGCCAUUGCAUUACGGGGCCUCGAUAGUAUUUUUUGUUCUAGUGUUCAUAGGUUUUAUACUUCAUUAUGUAGUUUUGCUUGCAGACCUUAAUUUAAUUGACCAUUUAACAUUAUGGUGUGUAAUUAUUCCGAAAUGGAAAAUAUUGAGAAACAGAAGUUUCUGUACUUUCUAUUUUGAAUGAUCUCUUAUUAUGCAAUAAAAAAGUGAACAAUUUAUAAAUGACACAAAUUUAACUCAAACUCUGCAUAGAAGUGUUGUUUUUUUAUAUGGUUAAAGUAAAGAAAUGAUGAUUGUAAUUUAAAGGGAGGUUAUACAUGAUUGUUAGUUAUAGGUAGAUUAAAUAAACAUCAAUUAGACUAUUUUAAACUUAACAAAAUCACUGGAAAGAUAAAGUUAACUCAAGAGAAGGAUUAUGAUAGAGAAGGGUAAAUUCAGGAGAACCAGGCCCAAAUUUCUGUUUACUAAAGGCAUAUUAGUGUUUUGUAGCUUUAUCUCUGGUUGUGACACCUUAAUAAUCUAUGGUUAGAGACUUGCCAUUUUAUUGUUGACAUGGGAAAAACUUGCAUAUUAACAUAAAUGCAGAAUCAAGGAUGUUAUCAAAUCAAUUAUUAAUGGCUUAAAGCAUUUUAGGUUCUUAAAUUAUUUUAACCUUUGCUGUUCUGAUUCUGAAAGAUUUUUUACGCCUUUACAUGAAUUAGCAUUUGAUAUGUCCUGCUAAUGUGUUAGGCAAGUUUUGUUUUGAAUCAUUACAUGUGUUUUUCUCAAAUAUAGAUACUGUGCAUGUUCACCUUGUAAUACAGCGGUUAUAGCCUUGAUUAAUAUUUUAUUAAUUAAUUGUGGGAUUCUAAUGUUUGUUGUAAUAGUAAUUUUAUUAGUAUAUAUACAUACAUAAAAGGGAUGAUUUAUCAAAACAUAUUUGAAGAAUAUUUUUUUGUAAAUAUCAUCAAAAUGCCACAUCUUUUUAUGUAUUCACCAAUAGCUCUUAUGAAGCAUACAAUUAUGAAUUAUACUUACUGUUUGUGAUGUACCUUUAUAGUGAAAAGUGGAUGAGCAAUUUGAUGCAAAUCCUUUUUUAAAAAAUUUGGAAUCAAUGAGGCAUUAUGCAGCAAAUUUUAUUAAACUGUAUUAUGUAUUCUUUCUUAUAAUGAAGUAACCUGUGUGAACCUUUCAUUGGAUGUUUACAUAUACUAGUAUACUGAUUAGCUUUUAUAUUUGCAAAUAUAUUUACAGAGUACCUGUAUGGCAUAUGUCAUGUUUAAGGAUGUAAAGUUUAUUGGAGGUAAACAUGUCUGUACAUUAAAAAAAACAUGAUGUCAGUACAUUAAUAAAAAAACAUGAUGUCUGUACAUUAAUUAAAAAUAGCCUGUAAAUACUUUAUCUGAACUUUGGUGAGGCUUGUCAGUGCUGUCAAUGUUGCAUUUGUCUCGUGUUUGUUGUGAAAGGUUACAAUGCACCUGUUAUGUUAGGUGGAUUUUUUAUUAGAUUAUUUUGGUGCCAUCUUUCUGGCAAAUUACAUGAAGAAUGUUAAGGUGUCCCUUUUUUGGGGGAAAGGCUUUGAAAUACUUUUUGUAUAAGUGUUAACAAAACUCAUAGAACAGAAUACAAAAACAAAUAUAAAGCAUUCUGUGUAAAAUAGUUUAGAACAUGAUUGCAGUAUUAUUGGCUGUUGCAAAAGAAAGUUUGCAUUGCGAUCUACUUUAUUGUGUUUCCAAUAUGAAUAGGGAUAAAUAGUGUUUUUCCUCAAGUUGCCUGUCAAUCCGUCAGCCAGUCUGUUGAAGUGUUCAUCACAAAUCUUGUCUGUUCCAUAUUUCAUGAAAUAUAUUGAAAUAUUUUCCUACAAAUGUUUAUCAUAUUGAGACGAUGUGUAGAGGGCAAGUUUCAACUAGCUUGGUUCAAGGUCAAGGUCACAUGGGUCAAAAGUCAAUCUCUUGAACUGCUUGACAGAGUUAUUCUGGAUUUUAUAAUAACUGGCCACAAAUGUUCACCAUAGUGAGGCGAUGUGCAGAGCACCUGUUAUAUCCAACUCAGUUCAAGGUCAAGGUUACACUUAAGUCAAAGGACAUAUGGCUAUAAUAUGAUUAUAUUUUGUGCCCACUACAUAUCAUUUGAACCGCUUGAAGGAUUUCAAAAUAACUUACUAAAAAUGUUCACAAUAUUCAGAUAAUGUUCAGAGUGCAUGUUACAACCAGCUCAGUGGUAAAAUGUCAUAUGACUACAUUUUGUUUCUGCUCCAUAUCUCUUGAACAGCAUGAGGGAUUAUGGAAUUACUUACCACAAAUGUUCACCAUACUGAGACGUCAUGAUGUGCAUAGGGCAUAGUUUAAGGUCACACUUAGAGGUCAUAUGACUAUAUUUUGUGUUUGCUCCAUUUCUCUUGAACUUGCCACAAAUGUUCACCAUGAUGAGCUGACGUCAUACUUAGAAGUUAAAACAUAUUGCGACAGUGAUUUUUUAUUACAAAAAUAACCGUCUUGUUUGAAUAUGUUUCACAAUAUUUUUCUCUUUAAAACUGUAUUUCCUAUUUUGUAUAGAAAUUUAAAGAAAAUUAGGUAUCAUCAACUUUCUAUUCAUUUUCAUUUUAAACAAUUUACUUUUUUUAUACUACAAAACUCCUGAAGAAAUUUUUUUUGAAAGGGGACACUUUUUGCAACUGACAAUAGGUUGACGAUGUGAAAUAGUACCAUCACAAUUCAUUAUGUUAUACAUUUUUGCAUAAAUAGUAUUCAUAAGUACCAGGGUACUUAUAAUAUUAUGUCAUGUGCUGAACAUAUAUGCCAAACUUUGUUUAUAAAUAUUUAUGAUCUGAACUGCAUUUAACACAUAUGUUGACAUGUUGAUUUGUUUUCAUUGAUUAUAACCAGAUAUUUUGUGCGGUCCUUACUUGGGUUGUGAACAAAUGUAUUUCUUGAGCAAUAGACAUUUUAAUAUGUUGUCUCUCCGUGUUCUAUAUCGGUGUCAUAUGGUACAUGUAGUUUAUUCAUCUUCAUAGACCAAGUACAUCAAACCUAGUUAGAAAAUAAACUGUAUAAAUGAU